AACUGUACACCCGCCUGAAACGCGAAGCAGCAAAGGUCGGACUGGUGGUGAAUGCCUCAAAAACAAAGUACAUGCUGGUGGGCGGAACCGAAAACGACCGGAUCCGUCUGGGUAGUAAUGUUACGAUAGACGGGGAUACUUUCGAGGUGGUGGAGGAAUUCGUCUACCUCGGAUCCUUACUGACGGCUGACAACAACGUGAGCCGAGAAAUUCGGAGGCGCAUCAUCAGCGGAAGUCGGGCCUACUACGGGCUCCAGAAGAAACUGCGGUCGAAAAAGAUUCACCCACGCACCAAAUGCACCAUGUACAAAACGCUAAUAAGACCGGUGAUCCUCUACGGGCACGAGACAUGGACCAUGCUCGAGGAGGACCUGCAAGCACUCGGAGUUUUCGAGCGACGCGUGCUAAGGACGAUCUUCGGUGGUGUGCAGGAGAACGGUGUGUGGCGGAGAAGAAUGAACCACGAGCUCGCUGCACUUUACGGCGAACCCAGCAUCCAGAAGGUGGCCAAAGCCGGAAGGAUACGUUGGGCAGGGCAUGUUGCAAGAAUGCCGGACAACAACCCUGCAAAGCUGGUGUUUGCAACGGAUCCGGUUGGCACAAGAAGGCGUGGAGCGCAGAGAGCACGAUGGGCGGACCAGGUGGAGCGUGACUUGGCGAGCAUUGGGCGCGACCGAGGAUGGAGAGCGGCAGCCACGAACCGAGUAUUGUGGCGUACUAUUGUUGAUUAUGUCUUAUCUUAAUGAUGUUGAACAAAUAA
Aedes albopictus (Asian tiger mosquito) is the source of this 760-nucleotide messenger RNA. RefSeq lists its product as uncharacterized. The transcript has 2 exons. The coding region runs from base 72 to 743 and encodes 223 amino acids. NCBI's taxonomy places the organism in Eukaryota, Metazoa, Arthropoda, Insecta, Diptera, Culicidae. The record is from RefSeq and is a predicted model, not a curated record.